Molecule: messenger RNA, 222 nt
Organism: Funneliformis geosporum
Lineage: Eukaryota; Fungi; Glomeromycota; Glomeromycetes; Glomerales; Glomeraceae
Source: the annotation of a GenBank genome assembly
AUGAGAGAGAGAAAUGAGAGGAUUCCUGAUCCUGGUGAACAGUUUAGCUAUAUCAUUGUGAAGGAUUCCUAUCUUCGCGAUAAGAUAGGCAGGUUAAUACCGUAUAGAGUUAAGGAUUAUAUGGAGUAUCCAUCAAAUAUAGCAAAAAAGCAAAACAUGGAAAUAGAUAUCAAUUAUUAUUUAGGCACUACAGUUGCAAUGUGUGCAUGCUUUAUCAAUGAG